UAGCGUUUCCUGGGGGGGAGGAAACUGGUCUGCUUUAGUUGCUGUGCCACAUCACACAACAAAACACAUCGGUGAUAGCUGGGGGGGAGGAAACUGGUCUGCUUUAGUUGCUGUGCCACAUCACACAACAAAACACAUCGGUGAUAGCUGUGUAAACAGGGCCUGUGGCCAUGGCUAAAGACCCGUUGGCCGAGGCUGGCAUUUAUUUUGAUGAACUCAAUAAGCUCAGGGUACUGGAGCCUUAUGUAGGCCAGAAGACCUCAGAGCUGAAGGAGGAGUGUAAAGAAUUUGUGGACAAAAUUGGCCAGUUUCAGAAGAUAGUUGGUGGUCUGAUUGAACUGGUUGAUGAAUUGGCAAAAGAAGCAGAGAGAGAAAAGAUGAAGGCAAUAGGAGCCAGAAACCUGCUGAAGUCAGUAGCAAAACAAAGGGAGGCUCAACAGCAGCAACUCCAGGCUCUCAUUGCAGAAAAAAAGAUGCAACUUGAGAGGUAUCGUAUCGAGUAUGAAGCCUUGUCCAAGGUGGAGUCGGAGCAGAACGAGUUCAUCGACCAGUUUAUUCUGCAGAAGUGACGAUUCGACUGUGACCUUGCUCAGACCUGGUAUUACCAUUAGCCUUGGGUGUUCCAAUCACAAGUGGUCAGGGAUAGGUACAGGUCUUAACGCUGAGAUCUGAUCACUCAAACCACAUCAGAAGCGGUCUGGGACACACGCACAUUUCCAAAUUAGUUCUCCUCUGCUGAUGUCGUCUCUCCCACUACAGUUUCAAAUCGACGCAAACAUAUUUAUACGCUUCUCAGUGUCACUACGAUUUGGUUCAGACUACUAUCACAAUAUUAAAACUGACCACCACAUAAUGACUGACUUUUCUUAAAUUAGUAAAGUAGUUCUUCACAGCUGCACAAUAUUCUCUCUCUCACAUUCAGGGCGUAUUGUAAUACCAGGUGUGAGCACGGCCGGAGAGAGAUGAAGGUGUGGGACACAAGUGCCUGUCCUUUUGUCAGGGUGAUACUGACCUCAGAGAACUACUCUGCUGCACCUCCCUUCUUCUGAAGCUCCACCUUUAUCCUUAAACACCAAUACCUUUUCUUACACCCUAUCUCUGCCUGUGUGGUUAAAUAAAUGUAAGCUUGAAUACACUUAACAUUAAGCUUUUUUCACACCAAAUAUCUCUACAUCUCAGACCAACAUUAAAAAUGAAGCCAUUUAUAUUAAGAACUCUUAUUUAUAAUAUUUAUACUGAAGAAUACCCUAAAUAUUUAGUUGUAUUACUUUUUGUAUCAAUCCAAAUACUGCAUGUGCAUGAAUUUGUAAAUACACCAUUUUUUUUUAAACGGUGGAAACACAUCAUUUGAUCAUCUGUGUUAUUUUCGUUUAUAUUUCAUUCUUCUGGUAGAACCAGUCUGUUGGUACAAAACAUGACGAAUAGAUCCUCCUCUUCAUUCUGCCAUGUGUAAUAUUGUCUUUUAUUCAUUAUAAGACUAAUGGAUAUACUUGAAUAAAUACUGUCAAUUGCACAAAAAGUUCCAUGUGUUGCUGCAAAGCAGGCAUAUCCAUGUAUUUAAACUCUGCUCAGUUGUUCCUAUGCUCUCAACAAGUAAUUCCAUUAAUGGACCUAAUUUAAAAUGUAUUUCAGAGUCGAGAGCAGUUUUUAACUAUCUAUUUUUGCAUGGAAAUCUAUAGAUUUCUAACACACUGUUUGAACAUCAUUUCCAUGAAGUGCUUUAGAUUUGUAAGAAAGUAGCCACAGUCUGACCUGUCAGGUCAUAUCUUUAUCUCAGUGAAUCUGUCAACUGUCAUAUUAAGAUCUCUGCAUCUGAUUUUGGAAAACAUAAAUAUCAGCUCUCUCUACAAAGAAACAAACUGUGGUUAAAACAUAUCCUGACUUUUAACCUCUUGUGCGGUUCAUCAUCAAACUCAAUAAAGGAAGGGUUGCUUUUUU
Molecule: messenger RNA, 1938 nt
Organism: Platichthys flesus (European flounder)
Lineage: Eukaryota; Metazoa; Chordata; Actinopteri; Pleuronectiformes; Pleuronectidae
Gene: ift20
Product: intraflagellar transport 20 homolog (Chlamydomonas)
Exons: 5
Coding region: 171-569 (132 amino acids)
Biological process (GO): protein localization to cilium; intraciliary transport; centrosome localization
Cellular component (GO): Golgi apparatus; cilium; intraciliary transport particle B
Source: RefSeq, a predicted model, not a curated record